Messenger RNA from Necator americanus (New World hookworm), 243 nucleotides. RefSeq lists its product as uncharacterized. Lineage: Eukaryota; Metazoa; Nematoda; Chromadorea; Rhabditida; Ancylostomatidae. The coding region runs from base 1 to 243 and encodes 80 amino acids. The transcript has a single exon. The record is from RefSeq and is a predicted model, not a curated record.
AUGAAUGCGGAGAACGACAUGGAGGAGGAACCGAAUAGAAGAAUGAGAGCAGCAUUUGAACCCGUCGGAGAAGACCAAUUGACAGACCGAGAGUUCCCUGUCCAUCUGUUCGACUUGACAGUUCUUCCAUCGCUCUGUUAUGCAGCAGAGACGUGGGCAGACACCGCUGCCACAUCUAGCAAACUAUUCACUACCCAUAGAAGCAUUGACAGAUGUCUUCAAGGGUUCAACAGACGCACUUAA